Molecule: messenger RNA, 1781 nt
Organism: Anopheles nili
Lineage: Eukaryota; Metazoa; Arthropoda; Insecta; Diptera; Culicidae
Gene: Creld
Product: cysteine-rich with EGF-like domain protein 2
Exons: 4
Coding region: 136-1296 (386 amino acids)
Molecular function (GO): calcium ion binding
Source: RefSeq, a predicted model, not a curated record
AGACCUUCGUUCGAUUCUUAACCCGAUAGGUUUUAUCGAUUUUUCCUUACUGCAGAUUGCGUCGGAAACGUCCGCAGCAUAAUCCCGUGGUGAGUUGGUAGUAGGUCCUGCUUAAAGGAUACACGUGUCGAUGUGAUGAAGCAACCGCGUGGAAUUGUAGCAUGUCUGCUGUUCGUGGCACUUCUACCUGCGCUAUCGCUUGGGGACAUACCGAAGCCACCAUCGUUCUCAGCUGGUGGCGGUAGCAAGAAGGAUAAACUAAAGACUGAAAAAUUACCACCAUGCAAGGCAUGCACGGUGUUUGUGAAUUCGUUCCGCGAUGGCAUGAGGCGAACAGAACGCGCCAAGCACGAGGGCGGUGAUGCAGCCUGGGAAGAGGAACGGCUGGGAAGCUACAAGACCAGCGAGCUAAGGCUCGUAGAAAUCCAAGAACGUUUGUGCCACGACGUCGUUCGCGGCGAAGACCAGUGCCAUCACCUGGCGGAAGAGUAUGAAUCACAGAUCGAGGAAUGGUGGAAAAACCAUCAAACUACCCAUCCGGAUUUGCAACAGUAUUUAUGCGUGGAGCAAGCUACCGUCUGCUGUCCGGACGGAUUCUAUGGUCCGUCUUGUGAGGCGUGUCCCAGUUGCUUCGGUAAUGGAAAAUGCAAAGGCAACGGCACACGAAAAGGCAACGGAAAGUGUGCCUGCGAAGAGGGGUACACUGGUGAUAACUGUGAUAGCUGUACGGACGAAUACUACCAAGCGUUCCGAGACGAAACAAAGCUACUGUGUAGCCAGUGCCACAAGGCAUGUGCCGUCGGGGGUUGCACCGGAGCGGGUCCGAAUGCCUGCCGGGUGUGUCGAAGUGGCUGGGUGAUGGACAGUGCCCGGGGUGGUUGCGUGGAUGUAGACGAAUGCAUUAAGGAGGCUCCUUGUAAUAAGCAACAGUUUUGCGUGAACAAUGAAGGAGCGUUCAGCUGUUUAGAAUGCGAUAAAUCUUGCGACGGUUGUAACGGCGACGGACCGGAUUUGUGUGAGAAAUGCGCCGACGGAUAUGACCUAAGGGAUGGCAUGUGCACAGAUACGUCCAACGAGAGGCGUAGCCAGUACGCCAACUUUACUCGCUACCUGACAUACCUGGGUCUGUGCAUCGCAACAUGCAUCGUGUUUCAGAAUUCGACUUGGUUGGCGGCACUAGUCGGUUUAGCCGUAGCGGUCUACAUUUCUGUUUCGGAGUACUGGCUCAACACUACGCCACAGCCACCGGCGGCACCUUCGCCACGAAUUUUAGAUGAGAUGCUUCAACAGCAUUAAAAAUAGAUCUCCCUCAGACAUCUUGAUAUCUUCCGCGAUGUAGGAUGUGGACCGGCAGGGACAACACCAGCGUCCAUCGUUUCAGUUUUACUUUUGACGUUGUUUGUCAAGCUUUUGAAUUGUGAGUUAUUUUUGGGGUCAUCCUAGGAUGACUGCGUUUGGUUUCUACUUCAACUACAUUGCUCAGAAUCACGUUGGUAUAAUGCCGUUCAAAGGACAUCAUAACAUGCUCAUUAUCUUCCAUAUGGUAACAUUUGUGCGCAGUUGUUCCAUAACACAAUUUUAGAAACUGUACGACAAGAAACUUUCAAUUUAAAACAAAUCAGGAAUGUCAUGUCACUUUAGCAACUCCAUCAACUGUGCCGGAUUUGUCAGAGGAUGUGUCGCAUGAUACUACCACCGAGUAUUCGCAAGCUGAUUCUACGAAAGAAAACCUCGCUGAAAGAGCAAAUGAACAGUCCGAUUCGAUACCAAAUGAAGAACUG